Messenger RNA from Hermetia illucens (black soldier fly), 1478 nucleotides. It is a transcript of the gene Dak1, whose product is annotated as UMP-CMP kinase. Gene Ontology annotation, cellular component: nucleus; cytoplasm. The transcript has 2 exons. The record is from RefSeq and is a predicted model, not a curated record. Bases 166 to 927 code for a protein of 253 amino acids. NCBI's taxonomy places the organism in Eukaryota, Metazoa, Arthropoda, Insecta, Diptera, Stratiomyidae. Gene Ontology annotation, biological process: CDP biosynthetic process; UDP biosynthetic process; 'de novo' pyrimidine nucleobase biosynthetic process. Gene Ontology annotation, molecular function: ATP binding; UMP kinase activity.
UCGCACUCCCCUACUUAAAACCAAUUUCAAUUAUAGAACAUUUUUCCCUAUCAACGAUAUUAUCGCGUCUACUUCGCUGGGAAACAAGCUGUAAUUGGUCUGACUGAUUAAGUGAACGGCGGAUGUCAGUGCAUACAGACCUAGUGCGUGACUAAUCAGCAUUUGAUGAUAACCCAUUGUGCCCGGCACGUUAGCUUUAGUGUCAAAAAGUUGUUGGCUAGCAAUCGUCAGUGGACGUCCUGCCAACCGCGCAAGACCAGUUAUUUGCCGUCAAAAGUAGUAACGCGGUGGUACUCGUCGACAAUGGCCAGUGGAAAGCCAAAAGUUGUGUUCGUUCUAGGUGGUCCAGGCGCCGGAAAGGGCACUCAGUGCCAGAGAAUUGUAGAGAAGUAUGGAUUCGUUCACUUAUCGGCCGGGGACCUCUUGCGCGAGGAGCGCGCCCGGGAGGGAUCUGAAUACGGAGAACAAAUCGAAUACCACAUCAGGAACGGUUCCAUUGUCCCCGUCAAGGUGACUUGUUCGUUGCUUGAGAACGCAAUGAACCACAACAUUAAGCAAUUCGGCAAAAACAAGUUCCUAAUCGACGGCUUUCCUCGCAACCAGGACAACCUGGAUGGCUGGAACGAGCAAAUGUCCGACAAGACGGAAAUCCUCUUCGUGCUGUUCUUCAACUGCUCUGAGGACAUCUGCACGGAGCGAUGCUUGGGGCGCGGCAAAUCCGGAAGCGGUCGUUCCGACGACAACGCCGAGAGUGUGAAAAAGCGCAUCAACACCUACAACAACGACUCGCUGCCCAUCAUAGAGCACUUCAAAGAGCUGAACUUGGUGCGGGAAAUCGAUGCAAGCCUCAGCGCCGACGAGGUGUUCGCGAAGGUACAGCAAGUGUUCAACGAAUGCUCCGCGGUGGGUGCGGGCGGCGACCAAUAAUUCUCGGACCUAGCGCGACUUAUAGUUAAAUUCUAGAACAAAUUAUUGCGGGCGGUAGUGGACGAAGGUUGUGUGGCGUUUCAGAGGCGCGACGGAGAACAUCACGUAGCGCCCCCAGGGUCUGCAUGCUGUUUUCCUAUUUAUUUUGAUAAGCAAUUGGUUUAAGUACAUCAUAAGAAGUUCAAAGUGAGACCUAAAGGCAUUCGUUUCGUUUUCUUUUCGUGUUUACAUUCCUCGCGCUCAUCUUUCGUCUGUUACCUGGCAUUUCCAUUCUUUUGCGACUUGCGCCUGCCACAAGCUCGUGCAGGCGACAAGCGAUACAAGGCAUAGCAAACACUUGAAGCAUACACGACUUUUAAUUUAAGACUUAAGAACUUAUUGGUAAGGCAAAGUUGUUAUAUUCGGAGGAGAUUGUUAAGGUUCGAUCACCGUGUCCCAGUUAUAAUAGUCAGUAGAGGGUGCAAGUAAGACCUAGUAGUCAUUUGCAACCACUUAGCGCAGUUUUUCCUUGAAAAUUUCUGAAUAAUGAAAUAAACCUUCAUUUAAGUCUA